GUUUAAUCUUUAGGGUCACGAUACUACUGCUGCUGCUCUAAACUGGUCCUUAUUUUUAUUGGGAUCCCAUCCAGAAAUCCAGGCAAAGGUGCAUAAAGAGCUGGAUGAGAUUUUUGGUCAGUCUGACAGGCCAGCGACAAUGGAUGAUCUGAAGAAGCUGCGUUAUCUUGAAGCAGUUGUUAAAGAAGCUCUCAGGAUUUACCCGUCCGUUCCAUUUUUUGCCAGGACCAUCACUGAAGACUGCACCAUUAGAGGGUAUCAUGUACCUAAAGGUGUAAAUGUUGUAAUUUUGCCAUUCGCUCUGCAUCGAGAUCCGGAACAUUUCUCUGAGCCAGAGGAAUUUAGACCAGAACGUUUUCUUCCAGAGAAUUCAAGUGGACGUAACCCUUAUGCAUAUAUACCUUUUUCUGCUGGGCUCAGGAACUGCAUAGGCCAACGAUUUGCUUUAAUGGAAGAAAAGGUUGUUCUGUCUACCAUCCUGAGAAACUUUUCUGUAAAGGCAAGCCAAAAGAAAGAGGAUCUUUGCCUGUUGGGAGAACUUAUUCUGCGUCCAAAGGAUGGCAUAUGGGUUGAGCUGGAGCACAGAACACCGACGUCUGGUGACAAAACUUUGUGAAGCAAACUUACUGCGUGAACCCUAACUUACUUUGGCUUUGAUUGUUAUUAAUUGUAAAUAGCUCAUUCUGUCUGUUUGUAGACACUUAGGAAUACAUAUAAAUUGUAGCAGGUAUUGGACAUUGUAUUGAUGUUAAAAGACAGUCAGACAAUAUCAAUUGCCUAAUGUCUUACAAGGCCCCAUGGUCCAUGGACAAUAAUGUGAGUACCUCAGGCC
Molecule: messenger RNA, 832 nt
Organism: Nanorana parkeri
Lineage: Eukaryota; Metazoa; Chordata; Amphibia; Anura; Dicroglossidae
Product: cytochrome P450 4V2-like
Exons: 4
Coding region: 140-616 (158 amino acids)
Molecular function (GO): iron ion binding; oxidoreductase activity, acting on paired donors, with incorporation or reduction of molecular oxygen; monooxygenase activity
Source: RefSeq, a predicted model, not a curated record